AAGUGACAUUUCACUCUCUUUUCUGUUGGACCAUGGCUCUCCCUGUGAUGCUUGGGUUCUUUGCCUUGCUCACCAUCUCCUGUCAGGUUGCAUCCUCUUCUGGUAGCUGUGUGUGUGACUUGAAGAAUGUGGAGCAUCCCUUUCCUUAUGACAAACUCGAGACUGCCGAAGACACUGCGCUGAGCUGUAACCAGAACGUUAACCCACAGAAGACCCUGGAGGUGAAGAGUCUUUUGAUGGGUCUAGAGCGACGUUUGCCUGUGCUGGUGGAAGACGUAGAGGUGCUGGAGAGCGAGGACGAUGGGGAUCUGUAUGGAGCCAUCAGCCUGCAGGUCAUAGAGAAUGAACUGAGGGAACUCCUGCAGCUAUUUAACAAACUCAACAGCACCAUCAUAGGGAACCAGCAGCUCAACGCUGAUACCCAACAACAGCUGCUGGGCUUAAGGGAGGACAUGCAGACUCUGGAAGCCUAUGAUACCAUGGAGGUGGUAAAGAGACAGAAAAUGAACCAGCGUUUGAAGAGAGACCUGGAAGAAUGUAAAAAUGGACAUGACUCCACCGUCGAGCCUACUUGGAUUCCACAAAGUAACUGUCCCCAGGGUCAGUUCAUGAAUGUGACUGGGCCAAGUGUCUACACAGGGGGAGAGUAUCCUGGUUCCUACAAGUAUGGAGCCUGGGGUCAAGAUCCUAAACCUGAUGUUGGGAAGGAGAACUGGUACUGGUUGGUGUUGCUGACCUCCAGCAACGCAUACUCCAACUACGUACGUCGCUACUCCAGCCUGAGUUCCCUGAUCGUUGGGGUUAGCGUUCCUGGGAAUGUUCUGAUCAGUUCGUCCAACCCAACCACCAACACCAUCCAGGGGCCAAACGUCGUGAUGUAUGGAGAGGCUCUGUACUACGGAUGUUACUACCGAAAUGCAGUCUGUAGAUUCAAUCUCACCACCAGCUCUGUUACUUCUGUGGAGCUGGCUGCAGACACCAGGUUUAACUCUAAGGGUAACUUCUGUUACCUUGAAGCCUGCUACCCAUACACGGAUCUGGACUUGGCAACAGAUGAGACCGGCGUCUGGGUGAUCUACACCACCAAACAGAACUUUGGUGACAUCGUGGUGUCUAAGGUGGGGGAUGGUGUGCAGCCCACAGUAGAGAAAACUUGGCAUACCUCCCUGUACAAAAGUGCAGCGACCAACACCUUCAUGAUGUGCGGUGUGCUUUACGCCACAAGGUUCGUCAGCAAAGACACCGAGGAGAUCUUCUAUUCGUUCAACACUUGGACAAGUGAAGAGAGGUUCAAUCUUGGCAUACGCUUCCAGAAGAUGUCCGCCAACAUGCACUCCCUCAACUUCAGUCCUGUGGACCAAAUGCUGCACGCCUACACUGAUGGAUACAUGGCUUCCUACCAUGUUGUGUUUGAGUAAACGGAUAGUGCCCACAAACACAAAUAUACCACAGCAAUCAACAGUGCUUAUCACAUUGUAUGAACCACUGAGUUCGCUAUCACUUUUGAAACUCAGAAAAAAUGAUAAAUAAAGAAAAUAUUGAUUA
Molecule: messenger RNA, 1545 nt
Organism: Lampris incognitus (smalleye Pacific opah)
Lineage: Eukaryota; Metazoa; Chordata; Actinopteri; Lampriformes; Lampridae
Product: olfactomedin-4-like
Exons: 7
Coding region: 33-1418 (461 amino acids)
Biological process (GO): signal transduction
Source: RefSeq, a predicted model, not a curated record